Molecule: messenger RNA, 2932 nt
Organism: Exaiptasia diaphana
Lineage: Eukaryota; Metazoa; Cnidaria; Anthozoa; Actiniaria; Aiptasiidae
Product: CD63 antigen
Exons: 8
Coding region: 201-947 (248 amino acids)
Cellular component (GO): membrane
Source: RefSeq, a predicted model, not a curated record
CUUACAUAGUGAAUUAUGUUUGUUUUGAACUAGGUCAUGGGUACAGUGAAACACUGUUUGAGAAAUCCAGCAAAGAAAAUGCAAAUUGUCUAAGUUGUGCGUCACUGCCUCAUUUCCAGUCUUCCUGCUCGUGUGGAAAAGGCGACAACCGAUCGACAGCAGCUAUGAUAAUUUUCCAACCUGCGAGUUUAUAAACAAACAUGGCAGAAAAACUGGGGCCUUGCUUACAAUGUAUCAGAUAUCUACUGUUCGUAUUCAAUGCGUUAUUCUGGGUAAUGGGAUGUGGUGUCCUGUCUGUUGGUGUAUGGGCAAUAGUACAGUUCAAUGAUUACAUGAAGCUGUCUUCACAUGACUUUGCUAUUGCUGCAUACAUAUUGAUAGGCGUGGGCUUCUUCAUUGCCAUUGUUGGUUUCAUUGGAUGCUGUGGUGCUUUAAGAGAACACACAUGCUUGUUAAAGACAUUUGCAGUGAUUCUUGGAUUUCUUUUCUUGGUUGAGCUCGGGACAGCCAUCACUGGCUAUGUGUUCCGUGAUGAGAUCAAGUCUGGUUUCAAUGAAGGCUUGGAUAGUGCUUUGGAUAAAUACUCAGAUGCAGGGUUUAAAGAUGUCUGGGAUAACAUGCAGUCAAAUUUACAUUGCUGUGGUAGUAAGAAUUACACUGAUUGGUUUGGCAAAAAGAAGUCAACCAGUGUUUCCUGGAAUACUUCAGUACCAGAGUCAUGCUGUAGAACAAAGACUAAAAACUGCAAUGUUGAUGUUACAUUAAAUCCUAGAAAAAUAUAUUCUGACAAGUCCUGCUAUACUGCAGCAGUGGAGUAUAUUGAAGAUAAAAUGAUCAUUAUUGGAAGUGUUGCUCUUGCAAUUGCAGUAUUUCAGUUAAUUGGUAUUACAUUUUCCUGUUGCCUAGCUGCCACACUUCAAAAUCUCAAGAUGUAUGAAUUAGUUUAGAUUUUACCAAAUAUUAUGGUAAAGGAGUCUGUAGAUAACAUAUCUCUACUGACAAAAAAGGCCCCAUCAACAAGGAUUUUUAGUCUCUUCACAGCUGUUUGAAAGUCAGGAUCCUAAGAUGCAAACAGGUGCAAGGAUACUAAGACAAUAUUGCAGAAUAUAUUGAUAAUGGACAAGAAAUUACAAAGAAAAUUCCUUAUGUUUCUUUGUUAGACUUGUUAUAGACUUUCCAAUGUUUUAAUAUAUUAAUAUUAUUUGCGAGCUUCAUGUCAGAUUUAUGAGAAAUAUCAGGUUUGUAACUAGUAUUGUAGUACAAUUUGAAACUGGUUGUUCAAAGCUCGAUAAGCGCUAAUCCUGGUUUAAAUCUUAAAAAAAAACAUUAGUUAACUCAGAAUUAAUCCUAUUUGGGUUUUGAACAACUUGACCCUGGUAUUUAUCAGAGGUAUUACUAGGCUUUUUCUCAUUAUUAGUACUUCAGUUAGAAUAGAAACUAAAUUAUUUUUGUUUAUAUAAUGGUAAACAUCUAAGGAGUAGAAUAUUUUGUGUUUAACUUGUCCAGUGCAGCCUGGAGUGAGUAAAGCUAAGUGUCAGAUAACAAGGAAUCUUGUGCUUAAUUUGCAGACUUUGAUUCCUACUUCCUUCUCUACUAAAGCCUAAUACUACUCAAACUGUACUCUUUUAAUUUAUUAUGAUGUUAGAGUUGUUGUUUUUUUUUGGGCAUUAAAAAAACAAUUCAGUUUUCAAUUGAGAAAAAUUAAAAUAAAGAAAAAAUUGACAGCAUAAAUUAUACAUUUUAGUCAGUCAAAGAGCAUUUACUUCAAAAUCUGCUGUUUACUUUUCAAUGAUAGAAAAUCUAACAAAUUUACAUUUUAUUUCAUGGACAUAGUGUAAGCAUACUAAAUAUCACUAUAAAGGCAUACUCAAACCAUAGUUAAUAGCUCAAACCUGCUCAAUAAUAAAACUUUCACAUGCAAAAUAUAUUUACUCAUAACACAGAUAAAAUUAUUCCAAAUUCAUUGUACAACAUGAUUAAAAUCAUUGAUUUAAGAGCAAAAUCACUUAUAAUGACUUAUGUAUGAAAAGGUUUUUAAACAAUUCAAUGAAUUACAAAGGAAUUGCUAUAAUUUAAUUCAAUUAAUCCAAGAAAAUGCUUUUCCUAAGCUUUAAUGCAAUAGUAUUCAUUUGUAGCCUCCUUUGCAGACGUUAUUAGUAUCGGUCAUAAAUUCCCUCUCCACUAAGAGGGAAUUUAUGACUGUUACUAAUAAAGUCUGCAAAGGAGGCUAAUUCGUUUGUAAUUCAAGGAAUUUUUAGCAAUGAUGUAAAAGAAGUUACUAAAAAUCUAUAAGUAAUAUAAUCAUUUUAGUACAUAACGUAUAAAAUAUCUGGAUGAGUUUUUUAUGUGAUUAUGCUGAAGUUGUUCAAAAUUCUGUAUGAAAAUUUCAAUAUUCUUUUAAAUUACUAUUUUCAUCCAAUAUCUUUUUUUUAUUUUUAUUUGAUGAUAAAUUUAGUCUUUAAUGUUUGUAUAAUAUUUUAACUGUUAUACAUGUUAUGCAGCUGUAAUUCCUAUCUUGAGAUCAACUUUAGGCACAACCUUGAACCAAACACAAGCAACAUUUAAGUGCAAACAGGAAUUUUGUCAAAUAUGUUUUUAGUGACUAUAGAUAUACAUUCCUUAUACAGUCAAUUGCAAAAUGGUUGUGGAUCGAGAUAUACUUAAAUACACAUAUAUAAUCAGAUUCAUAAAAUAUACCAAUGCCAUGCAAGGUAUACUUAAAGACUUCAUCUAUCUAAAUGUAUAACUUAGUAAUACCAAGACAAUAGGAACAGCACUGUUACAAUAUGUGUACCAAUAUGUGUUCCAGCGUACCACUUCCGGUAUGCUUACGUAAUAAUAUCUGUCAAUCAUGUCAUACAUCAUAAGCACAUGUAAUCUACAAGAGACUCAGUUGAAAUAAAGAUGGCUUACGGUCAUUGAACUCGUGAAA